Messenger RNA from Drosophila suzukii, 1429 nucleotides. RefSeq names its product NF-kappa-B-repressing factor. The record is from RefSeq and is a predicted model, not a curated record. Gene Ontology annotation, molecular function: nucleic acid binding. Lineage: Eukaryota; Metazoa; Arthropoda; Insecta; Diptera; Drosophilidae.
GAACGCCGGGGGGAGGAGACCCAGCCAAAGCAGAAGAAGGUCAAGGCCAAGAACCAGGCGGACGCCGGCUACGGCUCUGGUGAGUUCUCCCUCGACUGGGAUGUGGACAGCUACCGGACGGAGUACGAGAGCGGACACUGGGACCUGCGACGCAGCUUCAUGCUGGCCCACAAGGAGAAAUUCGAGGAGGAUCGCCUGGUGUGCCUGGCCCAGACGUUCAUUAACAUGGAGUUCAUGGGCUGCAAGUAUCCUAGCGAGACGAUGCGCCUGGUGGCCGAAAUGUCCAAGGAGAUUGCCGAGGAAUUCCGACGCAAACGCGAUCAGCGCCUAAAGCGUACCUUCGUCUCGGCCUCGGACGCGGCGGAGCAGCGCGCCAAAGGGCGCCGGGCUGCAGCCGCACGAGCAGCGGAUUCCCCAAAGGAUAGCUCGAACAGAUUAACACGAGAACGCCUGUGCUUCGGCGGCGGCGAGCCCAUCGAUCUCUACCAGGACCUGCGUUUCGGGCCGCUCAUCUUGUACUUGGCUGGAGGGCGCAAUUGCCUGCGUAACUCCUGCGCCGUUGCCAAUUGCAAGUACGAGGAGCGCGCUAGCCUAGAACAACCAGCCACAGAAAUGACAAAAUACGUUGAAGUAUUGGUAAACGACGAGGUGGUAGCCACUGGCCAGGGAGAGAACCUCAAGUCGGCCAAACUGGCUGCUUUCAAGCAGGCGCUCCUCGUGCUGCAGUCCCAUUGCUACAGCAUAAAGCUGAAUGCCACACGUGAGACCAUCAAGGUGGAGAAAAGCAAAACCGGCGUAAACAUCAAUGUCACCAAGGAGUCCGCUGACAGCCUGGGCGAUCCCAAGUUGGAUGCCAGCAACAAGGGAUAUCGCAUGAUGCGGCUAAUGGGUUGGGCGGGCGGUGGCUUGGGGCGCCUAAAGCAGGGACGUGAAGAGCCAGUAGGUUACCUGCUAAAGAGCAAUCGCAAUGGAUUGGGCGCCAUAAAUCAGCAGUUGGAUCUCGCCGACUACAAGAAACUAUUACAGAACUAUCUGAAUUCGGACGACAUGCGUGACAUGCAGUUUGAGCCCAAUUUUAUGAAGGAGGAGCGCGCCUCGUUUCACCAAAUGGCCAACCGAAUGGGCUUGCGUUCCAGCAGCUUUGGUGUUGGCCAUAGCCGGCGCCUGUUGAUCACCAAGAAGGUCACCUACAGCCAGAUACUCACGGAGGUCCUGUCGCGGCGCAAUCCCAAGUUUUGUGAGCGGUACUUUGUGCAGGUGCCCAUGCAGAAGGCCCAUCUGUUUCCCGGCCAUGUGGCCGGCUUGGAGUUGGAAAAUAUAUGCGAAUAGGCUGGGGGAAAAAUAACGGUUCAUCUAGUAAUACUCGUACAUAUAAAAGAAUCUUCUUAUAUUUAGUUUAAGAAACAGGAUAUAAAAUACAAGAAAAGAA